Penicillium coprophilum is the source of this 1023-nucleotide messenger RNA. Its product is annotated as TauD/TfdA dioxygenase family protein. The record is from RefSeq and is a predicted model, not a curated record. NCBI's taxonomy places the organism in Eukaryota, Fungi, Ascomycota, Eurotiomycetes, Eurotiales, Aspergillaceae. Gene Ontology annotation, cellular component: cytoplasm. Bases 1 to 1023 code for a protein of 340 amino acids. Gene Ontology annotation, molecular function: 2-oxoglutarate-dependent dioxygenase activity. The transcript is spliced from 12 exons.
AUGGCUAACCUCGAAGCCCGCAAGCAUAUUUCCCCCGACUCGGGAUUCCCCAUUACAAUCCAUCCCCAUUUCAAUGAGAAAAUCAAGAGCCAUGUGCCCCCAGAUCCACUCCGCGAGCCAUUUACCCCGCCUAAAGAUCGAGCAUUUUUUGCAGAUCCGGAGAAGAAGGCGUUGUUCUCCGUGGCCAAGCAGGUCGACUUGACUGAGUCCAUUGGAACUGUUCUGGAGAAUGUGCAAUUGUCGCAGCUAAAUGAGACUCAGUUGGAUGAGCUUGCACUCCUCGUUGAACUGUUUCAACAUUAUGGCAUCUUGGAUAAACAUCCUGCUCAAAAGGAUCAGAAGUUCGUGAGCAUUAAAGGCAGUCGCGAGGAUCACCGUGAAAUCCUAAGCCACACACCCUGGCCCAGUGGAGAUUUCCAUGCCGAUACAUCAUUCGAGAUCAAUCCACCUACCUACUCCCUCCUGAGAAUGGAAGAGCAUCCUGAAGUUGGUGGUGAUACAGCUUGGGUAUCGCAAUAUGGCAUAUACGACGCCCUAAGCAACGCGUACAAAAGGUUCCUCGACGGCCUUCAUGCCGUGCAUACUUCAAGACUACAGUAUGACACUAUCAUCGAUCUAUGGGGUGCAGCACCCAAUCGCCCUCCAAUCGAUACACACCACCCAGCCGUGCGCACGCACCCAGUUACUAAAUUGAAGGCAUUGAACGUCAAUCCUGGAUUUGUGACUGGAUUUGCUGAGCUCAAGAAGGUGGAAUCAGACAAAGUUCUCGAUUUCUUGGCAUAUCAUAUCCACUCGGCUGAUGAUCACUAUGUUCGUUGGAAAUGGGCUGUCGGGAGCGUUGCUAUGUGGGAUAAUCGUUGUACUCUUCACCGGGUUAUUCCUGGUACAUACAAGGGAGCCAGACGGGGCAUUCGGACUACUGUUUUCGGUGAAAUCCCCUAUUUCGAUCCCACUAGUGAGAGCCGUGCGGAGCGGAAGUUACGCGAGGAAAGCCAGGAUGAUGAGGGUGUUCUGGUUGCUUGA